Leptopilina heterotoma is the source of this 1804-nucleotide messenger RNA. RefSeq lists its product as uncharacterized. Lineage: Eukaryota; Metazoa; Arthropoda; Insecta; Hymenoptera; Figitidae. The transcript is spliced from 3 exons. The record is from RefSeq and is a predicted model, not a curated record. Bases 208 to 1503 code for a protein of 431 amino acids. Gene Ontology annotation, cellular component: extrinsic component of mitochondrial inner membrane.
AAUUACACUGAAAUAUUUCUCUUCUGCUCUGGACUGGCCUUUUCUGUACGAUUGCUCAACGAACGCGAAACGAAUAUUUUAUUGCUGUUUUAUUUUCCUUAGACCGCUCAAAGGAAAAGAGGAAAUCGAAAAAUUAAUUACUGGAGUAGUUAAUAGUUUAUAAAAGAGUUAAAACGCCGUAACAAGGAAAAUAGGAAAUUUUACAAAAUGGACAUCGAAUUUUACCCGAAUGCCUGCUUUAUUUGUCAAGCAACAGACGAUUUAAAGAGAUGCAGUCGUUGUAAAAUGAUUUCCUACUGCUCUGAAGUGCACCAAAUGGAUCAUUGGCCCGAACAUAAGGAUUUAUGUAAAACAAUUCACGCAAUGAUGAAAGAAGAAGGCGUUUCUCAUCUCUAUGAAAAGCUUCGAGGUUGCGAUGUUCAUACAUGGCGUAAGGAAAAAAUGCGCAUAUUGGAAGAAAUUGAGUCACGUUGCCCGAAACUAUUUGAAAAUCCAAACGCUGCGUUUUUAUUAUAUUUCCCAAGAUCGUGCUUUGUAUGCUACGAAAGUAGACAAACUUUAUUAAAAAAUUGUCCGGGUUGUCCAGUUGCGACUUUUUGCAAGGAUCAUCCCAGCAGUUCGAUUCACGACAAGGAUUGUGCAAAUUUAAAAAAAUCAUUCCAACUAAGACUUCAAUUGUCCAACAGAAUUAAAAAAGGUGGCGAAGUACAGUUACAGAUGCUAGCAACGUCCGUUUUACACGCGAUACAAUUGUCCCCAACUUUGGAAAAAAUCACCAACAUGGGGGACUUUUUGGAAAAAUUUUCAAAGUCAAAGAAUCUUUCUCUAAAUGUUGGUGAUGAUUUGAAAUAUUGGUUAACCGUCACAUUCGGCACUAUUCUAUCAACCUUUAAUGCUUUGCAAAUACUCGAAUUAACAACUCUUUCCAAAUUGACAAUCUACAUGAAGAAUUUACAUCAACCUGACUACACGGAAUUCUGGGAGGCACUGUUGCAUUUAAUUCCUGAUUUAAAGGAACUCACGAUUUUAUUCAUUGAUCCAGCCGCUGAAUUGGGAAUAAAACCUGAUCAAAUGGAAAUUUGUCGUGAAUGUAAAAAGAAGGAGAAGAAACUUACUCUCGGAUUCCUGGCGUCAUGCUAUGAAGAUUGUGAGGGAAGAAAUAUUGCAGAACCGAAUAUUCUGAUGGCAACUGAUAUUGUUGAUCCUGAGACAACAGAUGUUUCGGAAGUAAAAGUGUUGCCAAGUCUUUUAAAAUUUUGGUCACGAUUCAAUAAUUGUCCUUUAAUAGUGACAACAAUUAUGGAAGAAUAUCGCGAGGAAAUGAAAAAUACUAUUCAAUCUACUUUGGGAGAUGUCGAUUAUAUUUUUGAUGAUUCCAAUCCAUUUAAGAGUCAUCUAAGCAUCAGGACUAAUUACAAUCGAGCUGGAGUUUCAAAUAAUUUUAUGGUCAUUUUGAAACCAAAACCGAAAGUUGAAGUUGAAGUUGAAGUUCAGCAAAAUUAAAAAGACUGAUUGUGAGCCACGUUGACUGAGAAUAAUAAAAGAAUUUUUCAAACGGUAUAAUGAAUUAACUUCUAAAAAAAGGUAAAACCGAUUUUUCUCUUCUUUGUUUAACAAAUUUAAAAGAAGUUAUUAACUCCGUUUUUGUUUAUUUUUGACUUUAAAAUUAUUUCUCUAAACAGAAAAAUUUUCUAAAAACAAGUUUUUUUCUAGAUAUAAGUUUGUAUUAUUUCAAUUAUUUUAUGUUUACUGUAAUUCGAUAAUUAAAAAUAAAAAUUGUAUCACUGUUUCUAAAUUACUUGAA